GCGAAACUCGUCACACGUGCGACUCAUCAUCUCCAUUUGCAAAACUCUCUCGUCCGCCCUACUCAGUAAAACUUCCCCACUCUGAUUUCAUUUUUCAUUUCCGUUUAAUAAUUUUAUCAACAGACUGUUUUCCGAUCAAAGGGGCCGACCUGAGAACACACCCAAAUCCGUAAUCGGAUCCGAAUCAUGUUCAGAAGGCUUGCUAUCCAGCUCCGCACUCUCGCCCCGGCCCGAUCCACUCGCGCCGCUGCUCGAUUCGCCGUCGGAUCUCCCAUUGCUCCGGAGAAUGUCAUCCGUCCCUUCCCCAUCUUUUCCAGACACUUCGCGGCUGAAUCCGGUGUGACGAAGAGAGUGGAGGAUGUAAUGCCGAUUGCUACUGGUCACGAGCGUGAAGAGCUCGAAGCCGAGCUUCAAGGUAAGGACAUUCUGGAAAUUGACCACCCCUCUGGUCCAUUUGGAACCAAGGAAGCACCUGCUGUGGUCAAGUCGUAUUAUGAUAGAAGAAUAGUGGGGUGCCCUGGAGUUGAAGGCGAGGAUGAGCAUGAUGUCGUUUGGUUCUGGCUAGAAAAGGGAAAGCCACAUGAAUGCCCAGUCUGUACGCAAUACUUUGAGCUGGAAGUGGUGGGCCCAGGUGGUCCCCCCGAUGGUCAUGACGAUGAAGAGGAAGGUCACCACUGAAUAUAGUUUGACAGUUUUGCACCCAGAAUAAGAUCUGGUGAGAGAACAAUGAAUUAUGUAUCAAUUUUUUUCGCUUGCCUUUUGAACUGAUUUGUUUUGUCUACCGGGUUUGUUUGGCAACAAUUUGACCCGUUUAUCUUUUAUCGGUUUUUUUAAUACGAGCGGGUCUGCCACUCGAAAUAUGGAUUUUAUACACUUUUAGUUUUUAUCAUGCAGCAGCAACAGCACAUAAUAAUUGAUGGCAACAAAUACUUCUAUCAUUAUUGCCAGUUCUAUUGUCAUUAAACAUGAAAAUCUGCG
Messenger RNA from Erythranthe guttata (spotted monkey flower), 978 nucleotides. Its product is annotated as putative cytochrome c oxidase subunit 5b-like. The record is from RefSeq and is a predicted model, not a curated record. Gene Ontology annotation, biological process: mitochondrial electron transport, cytochrome c to oxygen. Lineage: Eukaryota; Viridiplantae; Streptophyta; Magnoliopsida; Lamiales; Phrymaceae. Gene Ontology annotation, cellular component: mitochondrial envelope; respiratory chain complex IV.